Daktulosphaira vitifoliae (grape phylloxera) is the source of this 923-nucleotide messenger RNA. RefSeq lists its product as uncharacterized. The record is from RefSeq and is a predicted model, not a curated record. The transcript is spliced from 6 exons. Bases 79 to 765 code for a protein of 228 amino acids. NCBI's taxonomy places the organism in Eukaryota, Metazoa, Arthropoda, Insecta, Hemiptera, Phylloxeridae.
AUUUACUUUGAUCGCUUGUACUAUUUCGCACACGUUAUAAAAAAGCAAAGAUAAUGUGAGAUUCAAUAAAUUGAAAUAAUGAAUACCCUAAAAAGAGCAAAAAAGAUGGUUUUAAAAUGUUUUCGUAGAGCUAUUACCUCUGUAACAAAGAAAAAAAGCAAUCAUUCUAAAGUAGAAAUGUACGAAGAUUCUCUAAUUCGUGACAUUGAUCAACUGGCUAAUUUUGUACAGUACCAUUCAGAUAAUGCACCAAAAUCGGAAGUUCCAGAAAUUAUCCAUCCAAUUAACCGAAGUUUUACAUUCUGUAUAAAAAAAUCAGAAAAUAAUAGUAUUUCGAAUGAGCAAACUGUUUCAGUAAAACAGGAUCAGCAGAAAGAAAAUGAAAAAUUACCGAAAUUGUUCGGCAAUAACAAAACGAUGUCUGAAGAAACUCCUAAUAGUGUUUCGGAGCCAUCUGUCGUGAAGACUUCAACGGCAAUCAUGAAUAAUGGCGACAGUAUAAUAUUAAAACGGAAUACUGCCAAAUCAUAUAAAAUGGCAAAAGAACGUAUUCCUAGUUUUUUUCUUAUCUUGCCACCAGUCUCUAAAAACGUUAAAAAAUAUUCAAAUAAUCCAAAGAAAUCCACGAAUAUGGUUAACAGCGAUACUAAAAAAAUUAAUCGGAAAAUUACCAAUCUAUUAAAGAAGACAGAAGAACGCCUUCCAGGUUUUUUUUUUUAUCCAACGACCCUACAACGGAAUAUUGAGAUGUUGAUUUUUCAAUAGGCUCACCUAAGUAUAAAAACGUUAAAAUCCACAAAAAAAAGCCAAGAAAACCUAUGAAAUGUGAUAUACGUCACAUUUCACAUAAAAAAUGUAUAUUUUUAUUAUUGAAAACUAAAAACAAAUUUUAUGUACAAAAAUAAUGCACAUAUGAAGAAGGU